Messenger RNA from Adineta ricciae, 2115 nucleotides. Lineage: Eukaryota; Metazoa; Rotifera; Eurotatoria; Adinetida; Adinetidae. The record is from the annotation of a GenBank genome assembly.
AUGAGUAGAGCUAUCUUCAUCGAUCUAACAACAGAGAAAGGAGAACAAGAAAAGAGCAGGAAUAGCGAAGCUCGCAUAGCGGCAUCGUUGUCGUUGUCGUCGUCAAACGAUUGUAUCCGUGCAGAAACGAUCCAAAAACGACAAUAUUCGCAUCUUGAUAUCAACUCAAUUGAAGCAUCGCCUCCAGUCGCGUCAACUGAGAACGAACCUGUUGUAAAAAAUGACGAAGCAGACAUCAGCGCUACUCCCCAAUCAACAGAGGCGAAUGAAGAAAAACAAGAAUCAAAUCCAUCUUCGGACUCUUCAACCAAUAAACCAGAAGAAGAAGAAGAAGCUGUCGUAUCUCAAGCCGUUAGUCCACCAUCGGCGACAUCGGAUGUACAAGAACAAGAGAACUUAACAUCAAUAUCGUCGAAAGAAACCAAUAAAGAAAAUAUUAAUAGCAAAUCUCGUGAACAAGAAUCUUCAUCAACAGCAACAACGAAAUCUCGCUCAGUUAACUUUGCUUCAAAAAUUGAUGAAAUCGAGACACCGAGAUCUCAGCCGACAAAUUCAAAUAUAAAUCGAUCAAAUUAUUCAUCAUCAAAAUCAUCACGACGACCAAUUGAUUUCAUCGAUGCACUUGUCGAAAGUUAUAAACUUGAAACAUCAGUUCCUUCUCCGAACAAAGAAGAAAAAAAAUAUGUACCUAAAACGAAUCGUACACGUUUGAAUCCCAACUGGCGUGAACAUCGAACAAAACGUUUAAUGAAUAAAUUAGAAGAAUUAAGUUUAUGGGAUCGAGAAGAAGAAUUGAAAGCCACACAAGCUCAAUCAUUACGUGACCAAAAAUGGGAACAAAUACAAGAUCGUCAACGUAAUCAUGAUUUAUGUUUGGCUUUAAUGCGUCAAAGGCAUGAAAGUGAAAUGGAAAGUGCUGUGUUAUUAGAUCCAGGUGCAACAGGUAUAAACGACGAAAAUACGAGUGCAACUAUCGCACGUGCCAUGAGCUUGGCGUCACCCGCUGAACUUCUUGCGUAUGAUUUACCCACACCGCCACAUUCAUUGAAACGACGUCUUCGACAAGAACAAGAAAAAACAUCGGAUAUGAAAACAGCGCUGGGUCGUUAUCGACAAUUUGAAUCAACCAUGAGUAAUAAAUUAGAGAAAAUUAACCAAAAAUUACAACCAGAUCAUGAAAUUAUGCGUGCUUACAGUCCAUAUCGGACAGCAAUCCCGCCAACUGUCACGCCAUUGUUCAGCGAAACCUAUGCAACAUUACUUUCAGUACCUGAAUCGCAACCAACAAAUAAAUACAAUCAAUAUCACUAUAAUGUUGCUUCACAUUUACAUCAAGCACAACAUUCAGCAAGUCCGGAGUAUGAAACACGGUCGAAAUCUUAUUCAAGUCGUGAUGUGCGUGUACCAUUGAAAGAACAAGCUAAUGAUUAUAGUUAUUAUGAUGACGAGAAUAUCGAUGAACCUUAUCAUCACCAUCAUCAUCAUCGAUCAAAUCUUCUUGCUGAUGACGAGCAUCAUGCCAAACAUCGUUUGAAUACGAGUGAAUAUCAUCCGAAAUUUCGUUCAAAUGCUCUCGACGAGGAUUAUCAUCGAAAAUAUCGUUUCAAUUCAGUGGACGAAGACUAUUCAUCAAGACCUCGCCCAAAUCCUAUCGAAGACGACUAUUACACAAAAUAUCGUUCAACUUUACCAUCAAAAUUAGAUUAUAGUCCACCAAGACGAACAACCAGUUUGGUAUCACCAACUGCAUCAGCGUUAUACGAUUACACAACAGUUGCGAAUGCACCACGUGAUUAUUCAUUUAUUCAUUCUAGUCAACCAUUAUCGAACAGUAUUCACCUUCGUAGUUUAAAUGAUGAUUUAAAUGCUAUAACACGUUUUUCAAGUGAGACAAGUAAAAAAAUCUUACAAAAUGCCACCGAUUCAGCUAAUGAUCUGUCAAGCAAAUUGCGUUCGUCGUCAUCAAUGUUAACAUCGAAACAUGUUAGCUUUACUGAUCGAGAUGGCGUUGACGAUGAUGACUCGUUGAGUCUUGAAGGUUCAUCGCGUAAUUACUCAUCGAAAACAAUGUAUCAACAACCUGUGGAAAUCAUUUCACUUUCAUCUUCACGAUAA